Malassezia vespertilionis is the source of this 1314-nucleotide messenger RNA. RefSeq names its product GTP cyclohydrolase II (gene RIB1). The record is from RefSeq and is a predicted model, not a curated record. Bases 1 to 1314 code for a protein of 437 amino acids. Gene Ontology annotation, biological process: riboflavin biosynthetic process. Gene Ontology annotation, molecular function: GTP cyclohydrolase II activity. Lineage: Eukaryota; Fungi; Basidiomycota; Malasseziomycetes; Malasseziales; Malasseziaceae. The transcript has a single exon.
AUGCACAAAUCAAUGCGCUCGACGCGCACUGAGAGCGUAUCGUCUUCGGCAGACCCACGGUCUGAUGUUCCGAUCGACGCUCUUUGCCGCAUACCCUCUGCGUAUGAUUCUCGUGCAUCAAAUCCAGAUGACGGCGCCCGGAACGCACUUCCUCCGCUACAAGUAUGGUGCUACGGUCGCACACGCAUUCCAACACCGCACGGUGAAGUGUUCUGCCAUCUGUACAAAAAUAACCACGACAACAAGGAGCACUUGGCCUUAGUCAUCGACCCCGCACAGAAUCAAUCCUCCGUGCAGCGACGGCAAGAAGAGCAUGUGUUGAGCAAGCCGCGACAUAUCCGCAGCCGUACACUCGAUGCUGUGUGGCAUCCAAACGAGAAGCCCAUGGACCGCAUCACAAGAGGCGCUUACGUCGGCCGCCUCAGCGCGGACCACCAAGUCCAAUCCACGCCCGCUGAUGCCGAGAUUGCCGAUGGAGAUUUCAGCCAGCAGUCGUUUGCCAAGCCACUCGUUCGUAUUCACUCCGAGUGCUACACGGGCGAAACCAUAGGCAGCCGCCGAUGCGACUGCGGCGAACAAUUGGACGAGGCGCUGCGUUUGAUCAGCAAAUCUUCCACACGCACUCCAGAGAACCAACCGACACCGCCGCGUGGUGUGGUUGUAUACAUGCGCCAAGAAGGCCGUGGGAUUGGCUUGCUAGAUAAAUUGAUGGCCUACAAUCUACAAGAUAUGGGCCACGACACCGUCGCUGCGAAUGUCAUGCUCGGCCACCUGCCGGACGCACGCAAGUACGAUAUUGCGAGUGCCAUCUUGCGUGAUUUGGGUAUUAAUGCUUGCCGGUUAUUAACAAAUAAUCCCGACAAGAUGAAGGCGCUGGAAGACGAGCACAUCCACGUCGAGCAGCGCGUACCGAUGGUGCCACGUAUGUGGCAAGUACACAAUCGUAACCUCACGCUGCAUCCGAACCAGGCGCACCGUGCGCGCAAUGUGGUCGGUGCAACUAUGGACCCCAGUUCGGCGCGGUCGAACAGCGCGGCGGUCGAGAUGCAAGACUCGACGGAGUACGACGGAGAAAAAGAAGGGUCCCAGCCCGAAGACUCAGACUGGGACGACGAGACGCUCGAAAACAGUGCUUCGCUUGCCAACAGCCUAUCUUCGUACAUGCUUCGGAACUCGGGCGCUACCCUGAACGGUGCAAGCGUUACCGACGGAACAGAUCUGGAGCGCUACUUGCGCGCCAAAGUUGAAAAAAUGGGACAUAUGAUACAACUUCCGCAAGGAAGUUCGACAGGGCAUUCAUGGGCAGCACCGUAG